AUGAUUCCUCCCAAUCGUGGCAACAUUCCAGGCGCUGGCCUAGAUCCGAAUAAGAGUGAUUACAAUGCCAUGGACAGCUGGACGGCUAAAACAGAAGUCCAAUCCAUGGAGACCUUGAAAGAGCACGCCGUUAAGCUUCCUCGCAAUGGGAUGAAGUUGAAGUUAGGGCUUCCUGAAUGCCAAGACUCGAAACACAUGGCUUAA
This is a messenger RNA of Penicillium canescens, 204 nucleotides long. RefSeq lists its product as uncharacterized. The transcript has a single exon. Bases 1 to 204 code for a protein of 67 amino acids. Lineage: Eukaryota; Fungi; Ascomycota; Eurotiomycetes; Eurotiales; Aspergillaceae. The record is from RefSeq and is a predicted model, not a curated record.